This is a messenger RNA of Triticum dicoccoides, 1870 nucleotides long. Its product is annotated as exocyst complex component EXO70A1-like. Gene Ontology annotation, biological process: exocytosis. The coding region runs from base 53 to 1771 and encodes 572 amino acids. Gene Ontology annotation, cellular component: exocyst. The record is from RefSeq and is a predicted model, not a curated record. The transcript is spliced from 4 exons. NCBI's taxonomy places the organism in Eukaryota, Viridiplantae, Streptophyta, Magnoliopsida, Poales, Poaceae. Gene Ontology annotation, molecular function: phosphatidylinositol-4,5-bisphosphate binding.
AAGUAAGUUGACAGAAGAUCAUGUUAGAGAGCACAGGAUAAGUGAGAGAAACAUGAUCGAGAAGAACUUAGAGGAAUGCUUGCAGAUGUAUAAGGUCAAAGCAGAGAUACUCAUAAUUGACAAAGAUGAUGUGGUCGUUGGACUUGGGGAGGUAGUCAAAGACCAGAAGGUUACCACACUCGUUAUGGGCGUUAAAAGAAGAAAACAUGGCUGGCAGAGCAAGACAGCAGAUGCUUUGGAAAAACAGGCCGACUGCUUGUGCAAUAUUCUGUAUCUUCAUAAGGGAAUUCUUGUUGCGAGCAGGCAUCAGCACACAGACAGGAAACAUGGCAUUCCUUCUUUGGUAGGUUGCCACUUCUCAGGCAGUAAUAGUAACACCACGAAAUCCUCUUCUUUCUUCAACUCUCGAAGCACCACCGACACCUUUGACACGGAACAUCUUGAUGACCCUUCCCUAGUGAUGAAUUCAACCUAUAUAUACAAUGAUUGUAGAUUCAAUGCUAUAAUUGGUCUCAAGUCAUUUGACACUUUUAAGGAGCUAGUAAAGCAGCAAAUUUUAGCUGAGCACUCAAGGGACUUGUACCAGGCAUUCAACAUCAAAUACUGUGAUAUCUUCACUGGGUGCCAGUUAAUUGGUGGCUUUGACUCACUCAUUGGAGUAGAUCCCCAACAUUUAGGGGAGGAACAUUGGAAAUCCAUCAAGAGCUGGCCUGCAGUGUUGGAGUAUAUUGUCAGUGUUCUCAAGACAUUGCAGAUGCAGCUCCUCAUGCAGAAUCAUCGUGCAUGCAAUGGAUUUACACAUGAUGACCUUUCAGAAGCAGUGAAAAAACCUAUUAGGCGUCUGUUCACUGUUGCUUCAAUUGUAUCUGACCAUGAGGUGCGGAAGUCACCAGAGAAGCUAUUCUGUGUAUUGAACAUGUACACAGCACUCAUAGAUGCUGCCCCCACUCUCAGGAAAGUCUUCUCUACAAAAUCCAUCAGAGAUGUUCUUCAAGAACUGGAGGACUCUGUAAGGGGAAUACUUAAAGAACUUAAAGGCUUAAUUCAGACAUACAACUCACCAAAAGUAGUGCAGGAUGGAGAUAUCCUGCCGAUAUGUGGGUACCUCAUGAGAUACAUCAUGCUCCUAGUGAAGCAUAAAGGUUCACUUGAUACGAUUCUAUCUCAUGAUUACACUGACAGUCUGUUGAAAGUUGAGGGAAUGAGUUUGACAAGUGGUCUAGUAUCUGGGCUCAUUACUGAUCUAGAAUCAGUAAUUGAUAAACAGUCAAAGCAAUGUGCUGCUUCUAAAGGACUCCAAUUCAUAUUCUUGAUGAACAACGUACAUUUGAUACUUCAAGAAGUCAAGCAAUCAGAUGUACAGCUGACUGUAAAAGCCAAGUGGUUUGAGAAACGCCGAUCCUUGAUCAAGGGGUACAUAAAGAGUUACCUAUCUGCAUCAUGGGGACCUGUUACGUCCACCUUGGAGGUUGCAAAAAGCAUGUCUCCCAGUAAAAAGGCAAGGAUAAACUUGCUCAACUUCUGGUACACGGCUCCGCCUCUGACUCCCUUGCAGAGUUUUGCUUCGUCUUUCAAUGAAGCUUGCAGUAGCCAGAUUUGCUUGAAGGUACCCAGUCCAGCUCUUCGAGAUGAGCUUCGUGUAAAGAUCCUUGAGUUUGUUAGUCGAGCGUACCAUGGACACUUGGCAGGUCAGAGACAGUCUGCAGAACAAAAUGCGAGGGAAUUUGAGUCGGAGUGGAAAACCAAAAUUAGUGAAUUGUUUGAAGGAUGAAGUAGCAGUUUAAUUUUCUGUCUGUGAGCGGAAGUGGAUGAAGACCACAGUGCAAGUAGAGGCUUUGUAUAUUGUACCUAUGUUGCUGCCCCUUGUGUU